Messenger RNA from Aspergillus melleus, 2211 nucleotides. Its product is annotated as putative C6 transcription factor. NCBI's taxonomy places the organism in Eukaryota, Fungi, Ascomycota, Eurotiomycetes, Eurotiales, Aspergillaceae. The transcript has 8 exons. Gene Ontology annotation, molecular function: DNA-binding transcription factor activity, RNA polymerase II-specific; zinc ion binding; DNA binding. The record is from RefSeq and is a predicted model, not a curated record. The coding region runs from base 1 to 2211 and encodes 736 amino acids. Gene Ontology annotation, biological process: DNA-templated transcription; regulation of DNA-templated transcription.
AUGGAGCCCGAGGGACCCGAGAGCGACGGUAAGGAGUCGCUGGGCAGACGUGCGUGUGAUCAAUGCCGUGCCAGAAAGAUACGCUGCGACAAGCAAUCCCCAUGCUCGAAUUGUCGCAGUUCUCAGAUUGUCUGUCGCUCCACUGGAGCUGGGCAGAAGCCUCGUGAGCCCCGUAGAAGAGUUUUGAUCUCUAGUCAAUAUGAAAAGAAAAUCGAUCUUAUCGAGGAACGUCUCGGAAGUAUUGAGCAGGUUCUCCGAGAGUUGAGAUCCAGCAUGGGGUCUUUUAGCAAGUCUCCCGCCGAGCCAUAUUACCAUGCCACACCUGUAUCGGGACAGGCCACCCCCUCGACGGCCGAGUUUCGCUCCAACACUACCGCUGCCUUGGACCAGCACGAGGCCGAUCCUGCAUUUGAGGGCAACUCUUCGCUUGCCGCCCAUUCCGCCUACGCGAGUAGAUUCCUGGAAACAGCUGUCUCCCGCAGUGCGCUCCAAAUGUCGACCCCGAAGAUGGGCGCGGCGUUGUCCACGCUGAAGCAGAUGGUCAAUAUGCAGGAUAACCAGACGAGCUCGUCAGCCCGGGAAGUCCGUUUUCCCAAUCAGCGGGCCAUGCCGAACUCUGGGUUGCGCGACCUAAUCAUGCCGCCUAUUCAGAGCGUUCUGCCGGUGUUGCGCCGGUUGAAAGAGGACCCGCCAACCGCCUUGCAAGGCUUUUGUCCGUUUAUCCCGGCCGAGCGUCUGAUCGAGAAAUGCAAAGAGGUGUACUUUGCCACGGAGGAAUACUCGGACGCCACGUUCAUUGUUGUCAAUGGAGGGCUGUUCUAUGUUUUCUCAGAGUAUAGCUAUACGGUCAAAGAUGACGAGACACGCGAGAAUUACCGGAAAUAUCUGAAGCUUUGCCACGCCAAUCUGGAAACGGCACUAGCUAAUCUUAGUCUCCUGAUGCCCGCGCGGAUGGAAUCUGUCGAGGCACUGACCCUGGGAGCUGUUCAUGCCAUCGAAAUUUCAAAACCAUCGUUUGCUCUGACGCUGACUUCCACUGCGUCCCGUCUGUGCCAAACUCUGGGCUACCACCGGGCGUCUUCUAUGGAAAACGACAGUGCGGCUGUCAAGGAGCACAAGAAUAGAUUGUUUUGGUCGAUAUAUUGCAUCGAUAAGGCGCUCUCUUUGCGUCUCGGGCGCGCCUCGACCAUCCAGGACUACGACAUUUCUUUGUCGUGGGAAUCGAGUACAUUGGUCGGGUUGGAGCCUUACAGGGACAUCUACAUGCUGUGGAUCCGGUUGGCAAAGAUCCAGGGCAAGGUGUACGAGAAGCUGUACAGCCCUGCAGCCCUUUGUCAGCCCGAGACCGAGCGAGUGGGCCAUGCUCGUCAAUUAGCCUCGGACAUGCAGUGGAAAGUCAUGGAGCCUUUCAAGCUUAUCUUCAAGACGGUCCCGAAAAUGAACAUUGUGGAGGAGCUCUACGUUCGGUCUGACGAAGUGUGUCGCUUAUCUGUGUUGACUCUCAUCUACAGAGCCAUCCCACCGCCCCCUGACUCUCCCAGCACCUUUAUCAAAGAGUGCAUCGAGACGGCUAGGAUUGCUCUUGAAUCGCAUCAGACUUGCAUGGCGAUGUUCAGCGAGGUGGACGAGUACCUGAUGCGGUCCUACUUGCAUUGGACCAUACUCUACUCCCCUUUCGUUCCGUUCAUCGUCCUCUUCUGCCACAUCAUCGAAGUCUCCUCCCACUCGGACCUCAAACGCAUCGAAGAUUUCGUCGCCUCCCUCGAACCAGUCUGCGCUUUGUCCGAGGCGAUCGCCAAAAUGCACCGCCUCUGCCAGGUACUAAGUACCGUCGCGAGAUUAUACCUAGAAGCCAAAUCCCAGGCCCAGACCCAACAGGACCAGUCCCUGGCCUCUGUGGGUCAGGAGUUCGACUCAUACUUUACAGCGCUUGGACUGGCGCCGGCCCCGACCGACGAUACGGAAAUGCGCUGGACUGCCACUGCUGCUGUUCCAGGUCCAGCUAAUCCUGCGGCAGCCGCUACAGUCGCCGCCGAUCCGUUGACCGGCGAGAUGCCUACCGAGAUGAGAGGAGUGGAGGGUCAAGCGCUGCCCAUUAACGCACCCCAGACUACCUUGGGGAACUGGUUCUCUGGGAAUCAGCACAUGAUGGGUCUACUCGAGGAAGACUGGUCCCUGUUCGAUCCGCGUGCAUGGCCGCAACAGAUUUAA